AUGUCGUUUUCCGACCUGCGAUCCGCUCGGCAAUCCAAACAAUAUCGAUCAUGCGUGAAAGCGGUCGCCUCCAUUGCUCAGGCUGCACCUCCACUACGUUCGGCGAAUGACAAAAGUGAAAGAGGUACACCGGCUGGAACCAGUGAUGGAUGCGAGGUAGUUGACUUGAAAGGCCUUCACCAAUCUCUGCCAUCAUAUUUGAAGAUUCGCAAGACAGACCGAGCAGGGCGAGGAGUUUAUGCAAAGAACGCAUCCAAGACAGGCUCAGUUUUAUUUUUCAGAAAACCUCAUGUCAGCGUGCUCUCGACAUCGUGCAUCGAUACCCAUUGCUCGUCCUGUUGUGAGCCUGCUCCCGACUCGGGCUUGAGACGCUGCACGCGCUGCCGUUCCGUGUGGUAUUGCGGCAUUAAAUGUCAGAACAGCGACUGGUCAUUGCAUAAGAAUGAGUGCAUCGCGUUGCAGAGAUGGGCGACCUCCGCUCCUUCUCCAGAGUUGGCCAUUCCAAGUGAUGCUAUCAGAUGCCUGGGCAGAAUUUUAUGGAGUGCACAAAAGGAGGGUCUAGACAGUCUUUGGACAAGAGAAAUAUACACGAUGCAAUCCCAUAGAUCAUCUUUACCGCCUUCUGCAUUCGAGUCACAUACACAUCUAGCUCAUUCCAUAGUUCGGUAUGUUGGCGUGUCUUCUCCCACAGAACUGGCAGCGUUCGGACUAUCAUCCGCAGGAGACCUGGUCGAUCUUAUCUCACGGUUCACUACGAAUACGUUCACGCUUACAUCGCCCUCGCUUACACCAUUGGGAGUGUCUGUUUGUCCUACUAUCGCGUUGGCCAACCAUUCAUGCGACCCGAAUGCUGUGAUUGUCUUCCCCAGAGCGUCAAGUGACCCUCAGGCUCAGGAGCCCUUGAUGCAUCUUGUGGCCAUUAAGGAUAUUGCUCCGGAUGAAGAGGUGCUCACCGCUUAUGUCGAUACAACUCUUCCCCAGGCUAAACGACAGCGGGAGCUCGAGGAAACAUACAAUUUUUCUUGUGGAUGUGCGCUGUGCAGCAAGAAGUUGACAAUCGAUCCUCGUGCAUCCAUGUGGUGUCCGGAGAAGUGCGGCGGCACUUGUCCAGUACCUACCGAAGAGAACAAUUUCAGUCGUUGCACACAAUGCCGAGCAGUGGUCUCUUCGACUAAUGCCGUGCUGGACGCACUGCGCCUGGGCCAGGAAGCCCUCGACAAGGCAUCGUUUCUCCAAUACAAGGAUCCCCGACGAGCAGAACGCCUCACGGCCAAUAUGAUCCCGAUCCUCUCAUCUGCUGGCCUCACACCGUCAUGCCACCCUCUUCUCGCCAUUUACCGUUUGCGGUUGGAGCUAUUGAUUGCUUCGCUAUCUUCUUCUAUAACUCAAGAAGUGCUAGACGAAACCAUUCGUACCGCCGCCAAGUACAGUGCGGGGCUGACCAGUGUCUUAUCGCCCGGACAUCCCGUUCGCGGCGUUGCACUCGCCGAACUUGGUAAGCUGCUCGCUGUUGAUGAGCCUUCCUCACCUGCAACGGGAGGCGAGACAAAGUUCCCGCCGUCUGGAGCUGCACGCUUGAGGUUGGCGUAUGAGACACUGGUGCGCGCACGCGACGAAUUGGUCGUGGGCUUUGGAUCACAGACGGGAGGAGGCUUAGUGGGACAGGAAGUGAGGGAGACGCUGAUCAGGCUAGAGAAGGAACUUGGCGUAUGGACUCAGGGCAUCCGGAACGUCAUUGUGGAUACGCCGGUCGAAAAAACGAGUCAGUGA
Sparassis crispa is the source of this 1770-nucleotide messenger RNA. RefSeq lists its product as hypothetical. The record is from RefSeq and is a predicted model, not a curated record. The coding region runs from base 1 to 1770 and encodes 589 amino acids. The transcript has 9 exons. Gene Ontology annotation, cellular component: nucleus. Lineage: Eukaryota; Fungi; Basidiomycota; Agaricomycetes; Polyporales; Sparassidaceae. Gene Ontology annotation, molecular function: protein binding.